UCGUGACCUAUGCUCGUUUCCUCCGAUUAGAUCAAGCAGGAUAUAGGGUGGGGCGGUGGGCGCCCAGGUGACAAUGGGCGCCUUAGUCCAUCUCGCCCAGCUGACAGUCCCAAGACGACCUCCUCUGACGGAGAAGAGCUGAUCAACAAGAUCGAGGGGCGCAAUAAAUAGCAGAAGCUUCGGGCUCACUCACUCCAGCCUGCGAGAAGAGCAGAAAAAGAGACAGACGCACGCAGCCUUAAAAGCUCACUCCAAACCCCAAUGCAACCCUUCUGAAUCUCUCCCGCCCCUUCCUCCAUCCAAGCGCUGAGCAACCGCUUCACCUGUCCUUAGACGCGCGCUCGCCACCUCCCACCGGUGGCAAACCCCGAGCAAGCCCCAAACCCACGGGUCCUGUCGCUGCCUCCGCUAUUCUUCCCGCUCUCGCUCCCUGUCCCUGCCGCGCAUCCGUCCGCCACCGCCGGGCCAUGGAACCACUCCAGCUGAACCUGCAGGGCUACCAAAACGGGGACUUGCAUCCCAGCUGCCUCUUCGAUGUCCCGAGCGGUGGCCAGACGCAGAGAACGUCUCUGAAGUUCCAGCGUCUGGCGCUGGACAAGAAGAACCGCCGCGCUCUGGAAGAAGAAGAAGAACUGGAGCGACUCCCGGUUCUGGAGACCGCCUACGCCACCAUCCUGCAGGGUUUGGGCGAGAACCCGGGGAGGCAAGGGCUGUUGCUGACGCCUCGGAGGGCGGCCAAAGCCAUGCAGUUCCUCACCAAGGGUUACUAUGAAACCGUCCAAGAGAUACUCAAUGAUGCUGUUUUUGAUGAAGACCAUGAUGAGAUGGUUAUCGUAAAGGACAUUGAUAUGUUUUCUCUUUGUGAACAUCACAUGGUUCCUUUUUUUGGCAAGGUACACAUUGGAUAUUUACCAAGGAAAAAAGUAGUUGGAUUAAGUAAACUUGCAAGAAUUGUUGAAAUGUUUAGCAGAAGGCUCCAAGUCCAGGAGCGACUUACGAAACAGAUUGCUUUAGCAAUUACUGAGGUUCUGAAACCUGUUGGAGUGGCUGUGGUGAUAGAAGCCUCACACAUGUGCAUGAUCAUGAGGGGGGUUCAGAAAAUGAACAGCACAACAGUCACUAGCACUAUGCUAGGCAUCCUCCAGGAAGAUUCAAAAGCAAGGGAGGAGUUUCUUGCCUUGAUCAAGAAUUAAACAGCAGUAGCAGCUUGCGGAUAUAUCAAUGGUUUGGAGCAUACACAAUUGAUGAUUAUAAUUCUCUUAUGCGAGCCAUUGUUUUAGAAGCUGGGUAAUUAAAAAAAAAGAGAGAAUACAGAAUUCAUACUUGUAUCACAGCUUUGUUCCCAUUUUUGCAUAACACCCUUAAUAGCCUUCUGCAAUUGGCUCCCUUGGGAAUGGCAGUCCUAGCACUUCUGAGGUGUGUAAGUUUGAGGAAAGACACUCAAGAAUUGUGUUGAAAUAUUACCCAAGCAAGCAGUGCAGAUACCAAUAAAUUGGUUUCGUUCAUAUGGCAGCAUAUAUAAUGUGAUCGCAGAGAUCUCCUUGCAUCUUUUGAUAUACAGUAUGCAAAUGAGAAUAAAGUACAAGACCUAUCCCGCUUCCCAAAUGAAAACUAUAUAAGAUCGGCUUUAUCAGUCUGAAGCCAAUCAGAGAUACUAGACUUUAAAUCCCAUAUUGUUUUAGGAUUAAGAGAGUUAGUCCAAGCAUCUGGAAGAUACUAGGUAAAGGAAGGCUGGUUUUGGUACUCUCAGUUUGAAAAUUUGGAUGGUGAGGUUAGGGGAGACCUAUGGUUCCAGUGAUGUCAUUCUCCCCAUGGGGAGAAAAAUAAAUGAUUGCAAAAUAGUAAAACUAAAAAACAUAAAUCUCAUGCAGGGCAUUUCCCUGUUGUUAUAAUUCCUUAAUUUUCACAGAGCUACCUCUAGCUUGCAAUUAUUGCUACUCCCUUUUUUAGAGAAAACCACAAGAAUGUUGGUGUCCUAACAAGUUCCACUUUCUAAGGGAUCAAGGACAAGAUGUUUAUUCUUGGCAGUUAUAAUCUAGAAAGAGGUAUGGUAUACUAAAGGCAAAUUAUUUUAAAGCCAUCUAGUUAAAAAAGAAAAUUAUUAUUUAGCAUUUCGUGCAAAGAAUGAAACUGAUUAGGCAGGACCCAGUAUUUCCCUGACUAAACAGAACCAUAUGUUAAUAUGGUGCCUUCCAAAACUAUUAAAACAAAACAAAAGCAGCCAAAUACCUAUUAAAAUGGGAGGGAAAAGCCUAGAACCUAAAAUCUAAAAUACUGAUUUAUUUCAUGUGUGCUGCACAAUAUGUGGUUUGAUUUUUUUGAAUUAAUUAUGAUUAUGCCAAGUCUCAAAAAAAAGGGGGCUGAGUAUUUAGAUUGCUGAGACAUCUAUGCUAGGUAAAACGUUAUCUAUAUUAGAUGAUCAGUCCAUUUCCUCAAUAUGAUAGAGCUGAUUAAAAAAGGCCUUUGAUUUAAGACCUUGAUAUAAUGACUCCAAAUAUGAAAAAGAGAGUGGGACAAAAACAUUUUUGUUGUACGUAAAUCAUCCCAAAUGCAACAUGUUCAGUGUAAACAUCAGAUAUUAGGUUAGAAGCAUUUUCUCUGUUCGAGACUGGAAAGGUGUUAUAGUAGUAUUUGCCUAGCUGGAUAAUAAUCUGCCUUGAGUAAGGCAACUUCCUAGAUACCAGCCUUCCUUAUCUUGGUGACUUCAGGGAUGAAAUGCUACUGAUUUGGGCCGGUUCUCCUGAACUGGUAGUAAAAAUGCUACUGGUACACUGAACUGGUAGUAAAAAAAUGUAAAAAAAAAGUUCUGAUGAUCAGCUGAGUGACACGAUUGUCGGAGCUUUUUUUUUUAAGCAUUUUUUUACUAUUGGUUCUCUGGAACCGGUAGUUAAAAAUAUUUUAAAAAGUAAAAAAAUAAAUAAAUUCUGAUGAUCAUGCAUCGCUCAGCUGAUUGCUGGAACUUUUUUUAAAAAAACUUUUUAGGCAUUUUUUUACUACUGGUUUGGAUGAAUAGGUAGUAAAAAAUGCUUUAAAAAAGUAAAAAAAUGCUCCGAUGAUCACAGCUGUGCUGUGCGAUCGUCGGAGUCUUUUUUUUAACUUUUUUAAAGCCUUUUUUACUACCUAUUUGUCUGAACCGAUAGUAAAAAAUGCUUUUAAAAAGUUUUUAAAAAGGUCCCCACAAUCGUGCAGCACAGCUGAUCACCCCCUCCCCCGCACUGUUCUACUUACCUUUCCAAGCCUCCUUUUGGUGCGCAUUGUAAGUGCACGCAGCUCACAUUUGGUGCUCACUGGACAUGCGCGGCCAGCAAACCAGUAGUAAACCAGUUCAGAUUUCACCACUGUACUGAUUUCAUCUACUAUCAGCCUCAUUGGUUAAUACUGAUGGGUGUUAGGGUCCAAGUUGUUAUAUAUGUUCUUCCAAUACUAAGCUGUUUCUAUACUGAUGGACAAGGCAGAACUUCGUUCCAAUUCAAGGCAGCUGCAUUACACUGUGAUUUCUUUUCUUCAGAGUUCCACAUAUUUUGACCAACCUCUGCAAUUAGCUAUUAUUUAUAGUCUCCUCUGCAUGAAGAUUUUAAGGGUAGGCUUGUUCUGGAACUUCAGACCAUGCGUUGGUUCUAGGUUUAAUGUUCCAGUUUAGAGGCCUGGCUUGUGGAAAAGGGGUGUAUGGGAAUCUAAAUAAAUGUAUAAUUUGUCAAAUGAGAGAUUGGUCAUUUAUAGUGGCAUACAUAUUUCCCUUAUUGAUGUCAAAAGAAUACAUCUGCCUUUCAUGAAGGUUUUUUUUUUAAAUUAGCAUCUUAAACUACUGAUUUAGGAUUAAGAAACCUUGGGAAUUACAGGAGGAGAAGGAUGUUAAGAAUUGUAGAAAGAAUGAAUGACUUCAGCACAUUUAAAAAAUUCUUUUGAAUCUACCAAGAUAUAUUUUGAGUUACACUGCAUUGUCAGUUCAAACCUAGGUCACUCUAAGUCACCCAUACAUUCAACCAAGUGAAAUUCAACUUUUAAAAUGUUGUAGAGCUACAGUGUUUAUGUUAGGAAUGUAAGAAUCAGAUUGAAUCAGAUUUAAAAAAUUGUCUUGGCUAACUUUUCUUUCCCUUAGUAGCCAUCCAAAUACCCUGUUUUCUCCAAAAUAAGACAUCCCCUGAUAAUAAGCCCAAUCGGGCUUUUGAGUGCAUGGGAAUAAGGCCAAGCGCUUAUUUCAGGGUUCAAAAAAAUAUAAGACAGGGUCUUAUUUUCGGGGAAACACGGUAUAUCUGUAGAGGCCAUCAGCGGAACAUGAAUGCAAUAGCAUCCUCUCACGUUAUUGAACAAGUGUUGGGAAGGAUGUUCCUUCAUGGUUGAAACUAAGAUAUCUGCUAUGCUGCUGUGCUCAGCCAGAAUGACUAAUGGUUAGCAGUCCUGGGCAUUUUUAAUCUAGGGGAUAAAUUUGGGAAGCAGAUUGUGCUAGUUAUUAUAGUCUUAUGCUGAGAACAGGCGGAAGGAAACUUGUCAUAGUGUAUAUCUUAGAAGACACAGAGGUGCUCUAAGACGUAUUGGAGAGUGCUGAAUAUCGAUUUUUGGUUUGAAAAGUUUUCAACUGCAGUUACUUUUUGCAUAAUGGCAUUUAAAAAAGUAACAGUAGGAACAAAAAAUAGUAAGGAUUUUUGCUACCCCCAUUUUGACCUUUGGAUCUUUGUAGCUAUAAAGUACUGUAAACAUUACUGUAUUAUCCUCAGAAAAACUGUUACAACUUGAGAUGUGCCUUAUAGACUCCAAUAACUUGAAGAUGCAAAAAAAUAUUGAUAUUUCUUAAAUGCAAAACUGUGUUGUCUGUAGGAAGUGGAGGGCUCUCAAUAUAUAAUUAUAUUUUUACAAUUUACUCACUCGAGGGAAAAAGGGCUACUUGAGUGUCUGCCUGCAUAGCCACAUACCGGGAACUGCAUAUGUUAGCAGCAGAAAACUUGUCCUAUUCAUAAAUGUGAGGCCCUCUCUUUUUUCUGUUAGCUACCAAGUUCUUUAAAAUAAUUUUAUUAAUAUGAUUGCGUCAAAGCAGAGCUAUAAUGCACAUAACUAGUUUAUUUAGAUCAUCAUAUUCUGCAUGUAUAAAAUGUUUGUAAUACAAAACUUAUUUUACAUUUCUGCUUGAUUUGUCAUCUUUAAAAGUAUAGUUUAUUAAGCAGUGCCAUUGUAUUCAAAUGAUAAAAAAAAUCUCGUCACAUA
This is a messenger RNA of Ahaetulla prasina, 5199 nucleotides long. Its product is annotated as GTP cyclohydrolase 1-like. Gene Ontology annotation, molecular function: GTP cyclohydrolase I activity; zinc ion binding; GTP binding. The transcript has 6 exons. Gene Ontology annotation, cellular component: cytoplasm. NCBI's taxonomy places the organism in Eukaryota, Metazoa, Chordata, Lepidosauria, Squamata, Colubridae. Bases 468 to 1193 code for a protein of 241 amino acids. The record is from RefSeq and is a predicted model, not a curated record. Gene Ontology annotation, biological process: tetrahydrofolate biosynthetic process; tetrahydrobiopterin biosynthetic process.